UAUAAGGCAAAACCUCUCCGUUGCUUCUUUGGGUAGCGCUGCACGCUCACUGAAUAAUUUGGAGGGGAUUUGCUCAUCAUAGCAUCUUCUGCAAGCUUAGGAAAGAUUUGAGGUUCCUCUCCAUCAUUUGCAUCCAUCCAAAUUAAGUCGGCGACAUGGACGACUUGGCCCUGUUCAUGGAAUGGGCCAUGGACUCGCUGGAGCAGGAGCACCCAGACCCAGUGGUGGUCGUUAGUGGCGACUCCGGCGACGCAGCCUUCCCCUCGCUUCAGGCGCUCCGUGAGCAGCGUCUCGUCUUCGAAGAGCUGAUUACGGGAGCCAAUCCGGCAAGCAGCGGGAGCUCCGGCGAAACCACAGACGGCAGCGGAGGCUAUGGUGGCAAUUUCUCGUCCCCGGCGGCCAUGGAGCACGACGUCUGGCCCCUGUCCCCGAACUCGGCCAGGUGCGCUCCGAGGCUUUGCAGGAACGGUGCGGGCACCAGCCUUCCCGUGAUGAGCUGGAAUUUCUCCGCGCUGCCGGCCAGUGACGGUACACUGGACAGCGGCAGCGCCGGACCUGUCGUCCCGGAGACGGGGUCGCAGCCCACGAGGAGGGCCGCCGCAAGGAGCCCCACCGGCACCGGGCCCGUGUCGUCGGGGCCGCCGUACGCGCAGGACCAUAUCAUGGCGGAGCGCAAGCGCCGCGAGAAGAUUAACCAGCGCUUCAUCGAGCUCUCCACCGUCAACCCCGGCCUCAAGAAGAUCCAUAUACGUAUACGAUUGAUUCAGAUGGACAAGGCGACGAUCCUUUCCGACGCGACGAGGCACGUCAAGGAGCUGCAGGAGAAGAUCAAGGCCCUCGAGGCAGCCACCGGCCGCGGCAGCAGGAGCAUCGAGACCGUGGUACUCGUCAAGAAGCCCUGCUACGCCGCCGUUGCAGACGAAAACGGCUCGCCCUCGUCGGCGUCGUCGGGGGCGCCGGCUUCGAGGAACCCACUGCCGGAGAUCGAGGUGCGGUUCUCGGAGACCGGCGUGAUGGUGAGGAUCCUGUGCGCCGCCGCCAAGGGGGUGGUGGUGAGGGUGCUGUCGGAGGUGGAGGAGGGGCUCCACCUCACCGUCACCCACGCCAAUGUCAUGCCCUUCACGGCCUGCACUGUCAUCAUAAUCAUCACGGCCAAGGUGGAUGAUGGCUUCACCGUUACAGCAGAGGAGAUCGUAGGAAGACUCAACUCUGUGGUGGAAUUGCAUAGCAGCUGCACUUCUACCGAAGAAAAAUGAAACAAGAAAAUAUAACAUGUCAUAUGUAUAGUACGGAACAUAUUAUCCUGUAUAAUUAAAUUUGGAAGUGGUGAGAGGGAGUGCAUGCAGGCAUGCAUAUUUCUGA
Molecule: messenger RNA, 1362 nt
Organism: Triticum dicoccoides
Lineage: Eukaryota; Viridiplantae; Streptophyta; Magnoliopsida; Poales; Poaceae
Product: transcription factor bHLH25-like
Exons: 4
Coding region: 156-1256 (366 amino acids)
Molecular function (GO): protein dimerization activity
Source: RefSeq, a predicted model, not a curated record